UAUUUUCAGAUAUGGUCCGGAAAAAGAAUCCCCCUCUAAGAAACGUUAGAGAAGGAGAAACAGAGACCCUUCAAUCGCCAGGUACAGAAAGUGACAAUACUGAAAGAAAAGAAGAAUUUUCUGCCGGUCAGAUGCAAGACAACACUGAGUCGGGUGAGGCUGUGGAGCAAAAUGACGAGGAGUUUUGCACGCAUGUCCCAGAGCCAUCUCCCAGCUCUAAAAAGGACUUGAAAAGCUCUACAACGAGUGAAAAGGCUGGCUUCAAUUAUGAAAGCCACAAUAAGGGAGGAAAUGUUCCAUCCUUCCCUCAUGAUGAGAUGACAGACAGAAAUAUGCCGGCCUUCUCAUCUCCAGCUGUUGGGGGAAUCUCUGAGUCCUUGAAGUCUCCCCACAGAUCAGAUGCAGAUGACACCCAAGAUGUGGCCUGCAACCUGUCAGUAGAUCUGACAGAGAAAAGUGAAGAGAUUCGCAUGUCACCAAAAUCUAUUGAUGAAACAAUGCACGUGCAAAGUGGUCAAGCUGAGGGCCGCGGUUCAAGCCCAGCCUCUGUGGCCUCAAAAAACCCACAAGUGCCUUCAGAUGGGGACUUAAGGCCAAUCAAAUUGAAAGCAGAUUUGACGGCAAAUGAGAACCCAGAUACGGCGCCUCUGUCUCCAGAGCUUCAGGACUUCAAAUGCAACAUCUGUGGCUAUGGUUACUAUGGGAACGACCCCACAGAUCUUAUAAAACACUUCCGCAAGUACCACCUUGGGCUACAUAACCGCACCAGGCAGGAUGCUGAGCUCGACACUAAAAUUUUAGCUCUCCACAAUAUGGUGCAGUUCAGCCAUUCCAAAGACUUCCAGAAAGUCAACUGUUCUGUGCUAUCAGGGGUUCUGCAGGACAUCAGUUCUCAAAGGCCUGUUUUGCUAAACGGGACUUACGAUGUGCAGGUAACCUUAGGUGGGACCUUUAUUGGCAUUGGACGCAAAACUCCAGAUUGCCAAGGGAACACCAAAUAUUUCCGCUGCAAGUUCUGCAAUUUCACCUACAUGGGCAAUUCUUCAACUGAGUUGGAACAGCACUUCUUGCAGACCCAUCCGAACAAGAUCAAGGCCUCCCUUCCUGUCUCUGAAGGCAGCAAAGCCACAGACAGAAACUCGAACAAGUCCAGUCCUACUGUUCGAUCGGGUGAGAUGGGAGAUUUGGGGAAGUGGCAGGACAAGAUCACCAUCAGAUGUGGAGAUGACACUCCAGUUGGCUAUUCGGUGCCCAUCAAGCCCCUUGAAUCCUCAAGACAAAACGGUACGGAUGCCUCCAGUUACUACUGGUGCAAAUUCUGCAGCUUUAGUUGUGAAUCCUCCAGCUCUCUCAAACUAUUAGAACAUUACAGCAAGCACCAUGGGGGGAACCAGGCAGGGGGCCCUCACCCAGAUCGGAAUGACAAGCUCUCAAGGGGGUCAGUCAUUAAUCACAAUGACGUAACCAAAAAUGCAGAUGAAGAGUUAGCAACAAAGAGCGAGAAGGGCUCUAGCAUGGCCAAAAAGAAAGACUUUUCCAGCUCAGGAGUGGAGGACCACGUGGUGACAAGCUACAAUUGUCAGUUUUGUGAUUUUAGGUACUCAAAGAGCCAUGGCCCAAAUGUAAUAGUGGUGGGACCUCUUCUUCGUCAUUAUCAGCAGCUACACAACAUUCAUAAAUGUACUAUUAAGCACUGUCAGUUUUGUCCCCGAGGCCUCUGUAGUCCAGAAAAGCACCUUGGAGAAAUUACUUAUCCUUUUGCUUGCAGGAAAAGUAAUUGUUCCCAUUGUGCUCUCUUGCUCUUGCACUUGUCCCCUGGGAUGCCAGGAGGCACCAGAGUCAAGCAUCAGUGUCACCAGUGCUCUUUCUCCACCCCUGAUGUAGACGUUCUCCUGCUUCACUAUGAAACCACACACGAAGCCCAGGUGUCUGAAGUCAAGCAAGAAGCAAAUACCCUGCAAGGGGGGGAUGGACCACUGACUGUCAAAGAAAGCAAAGAACACUCGUGUACCAAAUGUGACUUUGUCACUCAGGUAGAGGAGGACAUUUCUCGACACUACAGGAGAGUCCAUAAUUGUUAUAAAUGCCGUCAGUGCAGCUUUACAGCGCUUGAUACACAGUCCUUACUGGAACACUUCAACACUGUGCACUGUCAAGAAAUGGACAUCACCACAGCCAAUGGGGAAGAUAGCCAUGGGAUGGCGGCUGCUCUCAAGGAAGAAUCCAAAAUUGAUCUGAAGGUUUAUAACCUGAUCAGUUCGGAUCCAAAAAUGGGGGACCCCAUCUUGGAGAGUGUAGUGAAGAAGGAAAAGAUGGAGGAAAAAGAAGGAUCGAAGGAGAAAGGUUGGCCUGAUGGGUCUAGUGAUGAUCUUCGUGGUACAACUUGGAGAGGAGUGGACAUUUUGAGAGGAAGCCCAUCCUAUACCCAAACAAGCUUGGGCCUUCUGACCACGGUGUCUGUUGUCCAAGAGCAGCCAAAGGCUUUGAGGGAUAGUCCAAAUGUAGAAGCUGCUCAUCUUGCGAGGCCUGUAUAUAGCUUGCCUGUUGAGACCAAGGGAUUCCUGCAAGGCAUGCCCCAAGGAAGUGGAGAAAAACCUGGACCACUUCAGCCAUAUCCUGGAUCUGCUGAUAACAAGUCAAAGGAUGAGUCUCAAUCACUUUUACGGGUAGGAAAUUCU
This is a messenger RNA of Protobothrops mucrosquamatus (brown spotted pit viper), 2678 nucleotides long. It is a transcript of the gene TRPS1, whose product is annotated as transcriptional repressor GATA binding 1. The annotation marks the transcript as partial. Gene Ontology annotation, molecular function: DNA-binding transcription factor activity; RNA polymerase II transcription regulatory region sequence-specific DNA binding. Lineage: Eukaryota; Metazoa; Chordata; Lepidosauria; Squamata; Viperidae. The transcript is spliced from 3 exons. The record is from RefSeq and is a predicted model, not a curated record. Gene Ontology annotation, biological process: regulation of transcription by RNA polymerase II. Gene Ontology annotation, cellular component: nucleus.